GAUAAGGAGAUAGUGCAUUGUUUAAAUAGGGAACUGAUUACAAUCCAGCGUCAGUGUGUGGUGAAAAUACCUACUUGCUUAAAUAGCAACAGGAAGAAAGCAAUUUCUAUAACUGCGUACUUAUAAUCAUUCAAGAUGUACUCAGUGCUACUUGUGUCUCUCCUCGCCGCGUCAGCACUCGGCGCAGAAUGCCCACCAGAGGGCUCUCCAUUCUUCAACAUCCCGCAUGAGACCGACUGUUCUAAGUUCUACACUUGUGCCCACGGCGUCCCGGUGUUGCAGACCUGCCCUGAUGGCACACACUUCAGCCCUAUGCACUUGGUAUGCCAAAACCCUGUGUUCGCCGGCUGCAACAACACUCUCCCAGCGCUCUGUCCGGAUUGGAGCCUCCUCCCCAGGCCGCACCCUGACUCCUGCGGCAAGUUCAUCGUUUGCCAAUAUGGCACCGUACACGUGUUCGAUUGCCCGGCGGGGUUAGAAUUCAACGCUGAACUUCUGGAAUGCGUAUGGCCCACCGAAUCUAAUUGCAACAUUUCACAAGCGUCAUCAGAAAAACCUCAAACGGAGUCGUCUCAAGAUGGCGAUCAACAAAAUGGCGGCCAAGAAGAUGGCGGAUCACAAGUAGGAGGCUGUCAACAAGGAGAUCUGUCAAAGCAUGAAGAUUGCAGCAAGUAUAAUAUUUGCGAUGGUGGAGUACAAGUAGCCAUGGAUUGCCCGGCUGGUUUGCAAUGGAACUCUGAACUCUCGUUUUGCGAUUGGCCAGCAUCAGCCGGGUGCCAAUAAAAUAGGCGUUUCUACAAAUAAUUUAAUAUCUCCAAAAUAAAGAAAAAAUACAAAAUGACAAUA
Cydia pomonella (codling moth) is the source of this 846-nucleotide messenger RNA. Its product is annotated as peritrophin-1-like. Gene Ontology annotation, cellular component: extracellular region. The transcript has 5 exons. NCBI's taxonomy places the organism in Eukaryota, Metazoa, Arthropoda, Insecta, Lepidoptera, Tortricidae. The coding region runs from base 136 to 783 and encodes 215 amino acids. The record is from RefSeq and is a predicted model, not a curated record. Gene Ontology annotation, molecular function: chitin binding.